AUGACAGCUUUUUUGGACAAGGGCAAACAACCAGAAGGCGGACGAUUUCUUGCAUUCGACCACGUCACAUUCUGGGUAUCGAACGCAAAACAGGCAGCAAGUUACUAUGUAACCCGUUUCGGCUUCGAACCUGUGGCCUACAGUGGACUGGAGACUGGGUCGCGUAAAACGGUCUCUUACGUCGUAAGAUUGAACAAGAUAACGUUUUUGCUCCGUGCACAGUAUCAGCCCGAAGAGACAGAGUUUGUCAAAGAGGUGGCUUAUCACGGAGACUUCGUCAAAGACGUCGCCUUCGAAGUGGAGAAUCUUGACUACAUCUUAGAGUGUGCGAGGAAGCAUGGCGCUAUAGUUGUCCGCGAUCUUUGGGAGGAGAAAGAUGAGUUUGGAGUUGUGAGGAUGGCUACUGUAAAGACGUUUGGCGAUAACACACAUACAUUAGUGGACAGAUCCAAAUAUCGAGGAGUAUUUCUGCCAGGAUAUCAGACGUUGAGCCCAGAUCCCAUAAGCAAGUAUUUGCCAAAAGUGGAAAUAAAGUUCAUCGACCACGUGGUGGGCAACAUGACCGAAAAUGGAAUAGAAAACGCUGCAAAUUGGUACACUAAAUGUCUACAGUUUCACAGAUUCUGGUCUGUAGAUGACAAGCAGGUUCGCUCUGAGUUCAGGGCAUUCCGUUCCUUGGUGGUAGCAAACUGGGAGGAAACAAUCAAGAUCCCCAUCAAUGAGCCUGUUUCUUGUGAACGCCAGAGUCAAGUCCAGGAAUAUGUGGAGUAUCAUGGCGGCGCCGGUAUUCAGCACAUUGCUGUCUACACUGAAGAUAUUAUAAGCACAGUCGAAAACAUGCGAAAGCGUGGCGUCGAAUUCCUCACCAUACCACCAAAAUAUUACAAACUCAUCAGAGAACGACUCCAGAAUAGCAAAGUGAAGGUGGCCGAGAGCAUUGACGCCUUGGAGAGGUUGCAUAUCCUCAUUGACUACGACGAUGAGGGAUAUUUACUGCAAAUUUUUACGAAACAUGCACAGGACAGACCUACGCUCUUCGUUGAAGUCAUACAGAGGAGUAAUCAUAAUGGUUUCGGCGUGGGUAACGUCAAGGCACUCUUUGAGUCCUUAGAAGUGGAACAAGAGAAACGUGGAAAUAUAUAA
Messenger RNA from Arctia plantaginis, 1143 nucleotides. Lineage: Eukaryota; Metazoa; Arthropoda; Insecta; Lepidoptera; Erebidae. The record is from the annotation of a GenBank genome assembly.